This is a messenger RNA of Kazachstania africana CBS 2517, 2289 nucleotides long. It is a transcript of the gene PFK26, whose product is annotated as 6-phosphofructo-2-kinase. NCBI's taxonomy places the organism in Eukaryota, Fungi, Ascomycota, Saccharomycetes, Saccharomycetales, Saccharomycetaceae. Gene Ontology annotation, molecular function: 6-phosphofructo-2-kinase activity; ATP binding. Gene Ontology annotation, cellular component: cytosol. Gene Ontology annotation, biological process: fructose 2,6-bisphosphate metabolic process; fructose metabolic process. Bases 1 to 2289 code for a protein of 762 amino acids. The transcript has a single exon. The record is from RefSeq and is a predicted model, not a curated record.
AUGUUCAGAAAAGUGAAAUAUAUAGAUGACUCGUUGACCCCGGAUUCUUCUGAAUCAGAUAUAGAACCAAAAGCAAGAUCAAUUGUUACAAAUCCUUCCAAUUCUACUCCCUCUUCUACCUCUUCUUCCUCAGGUACAUUGAAGGAUAUGCUACCAAAGAAAAAGCAUGUGACUAUACAGUUAGAUGAUGAGCAGUCAAAAAGGUUAGACUCAUUGCCAAGUUUCAAAAGAAGGCCGUUGAGUGAUACACCAGUUACUAGUACAUGGACAUCGCCAAGUGUUUCUGCCUCUCCUUCUCCGGUACCUAGUACUCUACAAUUACCAAGUCUAAGUCGCUUGCAAAAGGGAGAAACAACACCUGUAACGUCAGGCAGUCGAUCUCCUUCGAAAUUUUCUCAUAGGACAAGGAGGCCCACGACAAUUGAUGUACCUGGCUUAACUAAGUCUAAAACAUCCCCGGAUGGUCUCAUAUCAAAAGAGGACUCAGGGUCGAAAUUAAUCAUCAUAAUGGUAGGGUUGCCGGCAACAGGUAAAUCAUUCAUAACAAACAAAUUAUCAAGAUAUUUAAACUAUUCCAUGUAUUAUUGUAAAGUCUUUAAUGUUGGUAAUACAAGAAGAAGAUUUGCAAAGAAACAUAACUUAAGUGAUCAGGAUUCAAAAUUUUUUGAUCCAAGUAAUGAAAAUUCAUCCAAACUUAGAGAUAAGUGGGCACUUGACACCUUAGAUGAAUUAUUAGACUAUCUAUUGGAAGGCCCAGGUUCAGUAGCAGUCUUCGACGCUACAAACACAACCAGAACUCGUAGAAAGAAGGUACUAGAAAAAAUUCGUGAAAGAAAUAGCCACUUAAAAGUUUUAUAUUUGGAGUCUAUUUGUACAAAUAGAACUGUAGUCGAAAAUAAUAUCAAAUUGAAGUUGUUUGGACCAGACUAUAAGGGUAAAAACCCUGAAGAAUCAUUGAAAGAUUUCAAAGAAAGAUUGGCAAAUUAUUUGAGGGCAUAUGAACCAAUAGAAGAUGAUGAAAAUAUACCAUAUAUUAAAAUGAUAGAUGUUGGUAAAAAAAUAAUAUCAUACAAAAUUGAAGGUUUUUUAGCAUCUCAGACAGUAUAUUAUCUAUUGAAUUUUAAUUUGACGGAAAGACAGAUAUGGAUUACCAGAAAUGGUGAAAGCGAAGAUAAUAUGUUGGGGAGAUUGGGAGGUGAUUCACAUUUAACUUCACGUGGACUCAAAUAUGCUCAAGCAUUGACUAGGUUCAUGGAUGAGCAAAGAGAAAUAUUCUAUUUCGAACAAUUAAAAAAAAAAGAGGCAAAUGAAAUUUAUUCCAAAAAUGAUAUAAUACAAACUUAUAAAGAAAAUGGAACUACUGAUCCCAUUAGUAAUUUCUUUGUCUGGACUAGUAUGAGACAAAGGUCAGUUGAGACAGCACAGUAUUUUAAUGAAGAUGAUUAUCCAAUAAAACAAAUGAGGAUGUUGGACGAAUUGAGUGCAGGUGACUACGAAGGUAUGACAUAUUCAGAAAUAAGAGCCAAUUUCCCUAAGGAAUUUGCAAAGAGACAAAAGGAUAAAUUACGUUAUAGAUACCCUGGGAUUGCAGGCGAGUCAUAUAUGGAUGUUAUUAAUCGUUUAAGGCCUGUUAUUACGGAACUGGAAAGGAUUGAUGAUAGUGUAUUGAUUGUUACGCACAGAGUUGUUGCUAGGGCCUUAUUAGGAUACUAUAUGAAUCUAAAUGUUGACGUUAUCUCCAACUUAGAUGUCCCACUACAUUGUGUAUACUGUUUAGAAACGAAACCAUAUGGUAUAACAUGGUCACUAUGGGAAUAUGAUGAGAAGACAGAUUGCUUUUCCAAGGUUCCGGAAUCUCAUUUGAACACAACAAAAGUUAGGGAAGUUGGGCUUGUUUACAAGGAAAGGAAAUAUUCUGUUGUCCCUACCGCGCCUCCUACUAAUGAGUUGGGAUCGAGUGACUUCUUGAAUAGAAGAAGAGCUAGUGUAGGAUUCGAAGGUGAUGGUCUACAACAAGAUAGUGGAACCAUUGAUGAAAAAGUUCUUGCAAGCGAACCUAUCACGUCAUCCAAUAUAAGAAGUGAAUUUAAAAAGGCUGAUAUGAGACCUAUACCACGUAAGUCAUCAAGAGAGCGUUUUCAAAUCGAUCAACUCAAUGAAAAACUUUCUAGUUUAAAAACAGACCUUGGCACCCGUUUUAGGGACGCUACCUCUCCAGAUGCUAGUGAUAAUAGUAAUAUCACCAGUAAUAAUAGCAUAAAAAUGACAAGAAGUCAUAGUCAGACUUAA